CCACCAUGACACAAAUAAUAAUUUGGUUGCAAUACUUUCCAAUCAAAAUGAAAAAUUAUUGUUUGUGUCAUGUAAAAGUUCUAAUGUUUUCAGAGUACUUGUUUGAUGUUCCCUAUGUUUGAGGCUUUCAAGAUUCGAUUCCGAUUUUCUCUCAUUUCUCUGUAACCUGGAAUAGAGUUUGUCACUCUUUUAUUUUUUUCUUAAAUAGCCUCAAACAUUUUGAACAUAAUUUUCAGGACAUUUUCUUCCUAGGAUUGUGUCAUGUAUAUACCCUGUUAAGUGCCCUACUUGCCCUUGUUCCUUUUUUCAAACAUUUUUAUUUUGCAAAGAGCUAUUUUUUGUUUUCUCCCUGUCUUGUGAGUUUCAGGUUUUGUAUGAAAUCAGGUAAGUCUCUGUAUCCUUGUUUAGAUUUAUUUCAGCCAAGGUAUUACUGUACAUAUCUCCAAGGGUCACAUGCCUUAGAACUUUGUUUGCCCCUGUUUUUAUGUCUGUCGGGUUCUUCCGAAAGUCUUUUGCAUUUGUCUCGGUACACGCCCUCUUACUGGUUCGCGCCAAAUUCCAGUGGCUCCAUAUAUCACGCCCUUCCAAUUCGAUGGUCCUGUAAACGCCGGGGAGAGUGUCCAGGCCAACUGCCACGUGCCCAAGGGCGACAAGCCGGUAAAGAUCGAGUGGCACUUUGACGGCGGCGACAUUAGGUCCACGGCUCUGGCCAUCGUGACUGCCCCCUUCGGGGACAAGUCCGUGCUCUUUUCCAUCAACGCCGUCGGUCCCGAGCACCGGGGGAAUUACACGUGCAUCGCCAGAAACUCGGCGGGCGUCGUCAACUCGACGGCGGAGCUGCAAGUCAAUGGUUCGCCUCCCUCCCUCCGUCCGAUCUCUACGCUGUAGUUGUGGUUUUCCAAUCUAGUGCGUUGUUUCUUCGGUUGUCCUUUUUCUUUUCUCUUUUGUUGUUUCCUCCUGCCCACUCCCUUCCUCCCCCACGCCCGCCCCGUCCCGUGCUCCCACACCUCCUUUGCGCACCCCUCGAGCUCACGUGACUCGCCACACGUCCGCCCGCAGAGCCUCCGACCAUCAACCCCUUCUACUUCGGCGAGCUGCCGCUGCCGGUGGGCCAGAUCGCGCAGCUGCAGUGCGUCGUGCCCAGCGGCGACGUGCCGCUCGACAUCACCUGGUCCUUCCCGGGCGCCGACGCGGCCGUGGCCCGGGGCGUGACGGUCAUGAAGCUGGCCGAGCGCGUCAGCCUGCUCAUGAUCGGGGCCGUGGACCCGCGCCACGUCGGCAACUACACGUGUGUGGCGAGCAACGCGGCGGCCACCGCCUCGUACUCCGCGCCGCUGACCGUCAAAGGUCCUUUUUCCCCCCAUCCUAUAGACUCGACGACGCUUUAGUCUGAUUUUGGUUAUCGCUUGUUACUUUGUGUUGUUGUUGUCUUUUCGUUUGUAUUUUGUUUUAGUGUAUGGGUCGUUUUUGUACGUAUUAAGUUGCGUUCUUAUGAUUUCGCUCACGUCCCCCGUUCCCUUCCCCCGCGGUGCUCGCUUCUCUUUUGGUCCUUCGUGAGCAUAGGACUACAGUGACAGCGGCAGAAGCAGAAGCAGCAGCAGCAGUAGCAGCACGGAGAAGAAGAGGUUUUAAACAAUAGAAAAGGCGCAGUUAGUGAGGAGUGAAUGUGUCGUUGUAGUGCCGCCACUCCUGGCCGCCAUGUCGUUCGGCGAUGACCCGAUCAACGAGGGCGACACGGCGGGGCUGCAGUGCAUGGUGGUGAAGGGCGACCAGCCCGUGGCGCUGGCGUGGUUCAUCGACGGCCGGCCGUACCGCCCCGAGCAGGCCGAGCGCGGCGUGCUGGUGAACAAGCAGGGCGCCAAGAUGAGCUUCCUGAGCAUCGACGCGACCCGGGCGGAGCACACCGGCGAGUACCGGUGCGAGGCCACCAACGCGGCGGGUCGCGACGUCCAGACGGCAACCCUCAACGUCAUAGGUGCGGCCACCACGAGCAGCUCGGUGGCAUGACUUCUUAGUUUUUGCGUUCUUUUAUUUUUUUGUGCG
Frankliniella occidentalis (western flower thrips) is the source of this 2043-nucleotide messenger RNA. RefSeq names its product palladin-like. The coding region runs from base 1699 to 2007 and encodes 102 amino acids. The record is from RefSeq and is a predicted model, not a curated record. Lineage: Eukaryota; Metazoa; Arthropoda; Insecta; Thysanoptera; Thripidae. The transcript has a single exon.